Molecule: messenger RNA, 1233 nt
Organism: Helianthus annuus (common sunflower)
Lineage: Eukaryota; Viridiplantae; Streptophyta; Magnoliopsida; Asterales; Asteraceae
Product: protein ABIL1
Exons: 10
Coding region: 156-1052 (298 amino acids)
Source: RefSeq, a predicted model, not a curated record
UUAUAACUUGCAAUUAACUCUUCCCCGCUCGCUCUGCUUCCCCCAAAUUCUUUCUCAACUUCUAUCCACUCAACACACUUACGUUUUACGAUCAAAGCUAGGGUUUCGCUUCAUAUGUUCUUCAAUUUACACUUCUCGGUUUCUGCUUGAAAGCGAUGGAAGUGGAGCAAUCCAAUCAGAUAAUGACGUUUGAUGAGGCCUCAAUGGAGCAAAGCAUUGGAUUCGUUAAAGCCCUACAGGAACUCAAGAACCUAAGGCCUCAGCUAUAUUCGGCAGCAGAAUAUUGUGAAAAAUCUUAUCUGCACAGUGAUCAAAAACAGAUGGUCCUUGAUAACCUGAAAGAUUAUGCCGUUCGAGCGCUUGUAAAUGCUGUUGACCAUCUUGGCACUGUUGCUUACAAACUAACAGACCUUGUAGACCAACAGACUUUAGAAAUUUCAUCAACAGAGUUACAUGUUACAUGUUUACAUCAGCAACUUCUUACAUGCCAAACAUAUACGGAUAGAGAAGCUAUUAGGCAGCAACAAUUGUUAGCAGUUUUACCAAGGCAUCACAAGCAUUACAUUUUACCCAAUUCUGUCAGCAAAAAGGUUCACUUUAGUCCACAGAUCCAAAUUGAUGCAAGAGAAAGUCAUCUUCAACCACGGCCUCGUCAAUUUACUUCAGGUACCCCAGUUGCAAAUACCCUUUCUUGGCAUUUAGCAACGGAAACCAAGUCUACUUUGAAAGGGAGUUCACGGCCAUUGAUGAGCAUUGAAGAUUCCAAAACUUCUCGGCGUACACCUAUAUCUGUUCACACGUCAAAUGAUGAAGAGAACAUGGGGAGAAAGACACCAACACGUCAUCUUCUGUUGUCGAAUGUAGGGCCCGCUUCAAGUACCGCAAUGCAGACACUUGGCAUCACACAACGGGAUCCGGAUGAGGGUCCCAAGCCAAUGACACCAUUCCGAUCAUUUGAUAAUCCUAGACGUACACCUGUCCGCAGCAAGAGUCUCUUAUCGGCUUUCUUUGUGAAACAAAAGACUAGCAAGCAAUUGAAGGGGUCGGCCUAAUCAUAUCCAAGUGCAAGUGUGUAGGAUGGAGAAUGCAGAAAGAGUAGUCGGUAUCGGUUUAGGAAUCUAAAUGCUAGUGCCAAGUAUGGUUGUAGUCUGGAGUUGUACAUGUUGUAAGAAACGCAUAAAAUGUGUGUAAUAAAAAGGAUCUACCAUAAAUGUUCCCUCUUUCUUCUUCGUU